Ruditapes philippinarum (Manila clam) is the source of this 5155-nucleotide messenger RNA. RefSeq lists its product as uncharacterized. Bases 59 to 1810 code for a protein of 583 amino acids. The transcript has a single exon. The record is from RefSeq and is a predicted model, not a curated record. NCBI's taxonomy places the organism in Eukaryota, Metazoa, Mollusca, Bivalvia, Venerida, Veneridae.
CAUUACGAAUAAAUUCUUCUAAUUACUUUUAACUAGGAACAGACAUAAUUUAAACCCAAUGUUUAAUACAUGUUUGUGUUGUUUUAUAGAAAUGGCCGUAUCAGGACGUAAACAAGUAGACUUGCUAGGAUCACUAGCAGCAGGAUCAGCAGAAGACUUUGAUCACUGUUGUGAGCCGUGUCUUACCACAGAUCAACGUAUAGAAGCUCUCGGGUUUUGUGUCACAUGUCAGGAAUACCUAUGUAGUACCUGUCUUGAUUGUCACAAAAAGGCAAAACUUUCCCGGAAUCACAAUAUUCUUUAUAAAGAUGAAUUAGACAAGUUGCAUACAAAGCAGCAAUCAUACAACGAAUGUACCGAAUUAUGUUCAGCUCAUAAAAAAGAAGUUAUAAAAUUUCAUUGCCCAUCCCACAAUGAGCUCGGAUGCAAUGAUUGCAUGACUUUAGGCCACAGAACGUGCAAAAUUGAGUACAUACCUGAUAAAUGUAGAAGCAUUGCAGAUGGCACGGAAUUCGAUGACGUCAUGCAAAAACUCAGCGGAAAACUUAAAGAAGCAGAAAAAAUCUCUCAAAUGGCUAAGGAAAGAAGUAAUGAUAUAAAUGAAUGCAAUAAGGAAAUAAUCAAAGCAAUAACAGAAUUCCGAAAAGAAAUAAAUGACCGCCUUGAUCAGAUGCAACAAUAUGUUUCAACAACUGCUGAAGGCAUAAAGACAAAGAAUAUUAAAAUCGUUCAGAAGGUCCUUGAAGAAUGUGCAAGUAUGAUUUCUGAUAUAAAAAGUCUGCAAUCAAAGCUAAAUGUAAGCAAAUCAAAUCAACAGCAUAGUCAACUCUUCAUUGACAUAAAACGGGCUGAGUCUUCACUGAAAUCAAAUAAAUUAAAUGAUGCAGAAAAAUCUUUCAUAAAUACGAAUAUGCACUACUCAUUUGAGCGAAAUUCUGACCUUGAAUCAUUGUUAUCGAAAACAAGGGUAUUUGGUGAGAUUGUCAGUCAUUCUUGUUAUGAAUCGGCAAAUGAGAUGAAAUCUGUUGAUCGUCUGAUUGGGAAAGAAGGUAUCAAUGUUAAAACUUCAACAGAUAAGAGGGAAUGUUCUAUUACAGGAUGUGCAGUUCUCAACACAAAUAAACUAGUUCUAGCCGAUAGAGAAAACAAAAAAGUAAAAUUGAUAUCUAUAGAGAAUAAACGUGUACAAGAAGAGAAAGCUCUAGACUCGGAGCCAUUUGACAUUGCUGUAAUGUCUCAAGAUCAGUUUGCAGUAACAAUGCCGCAUAUCGAAGAAAUAGUUGUCAUGAGAACAGACGACAAGCUAUCAUGUGUCCGCAGUAUUAAAGUAGAUAGGUUAUGCUAUUGUAUAGACUUUAAUCAAGAUUGUCUCUAUGUUGCUUGUUUGUAUCCUCUUAGUGUGAUUGUACUGAAUACACAAGGUGAUAUCCUGAAUAACAUCCCUCUGAAAUUUCUUUCAAAUGACUAUUUCCCGUAUAUUACUGUGGGAAAGGAUUCCAAACUUCUGUAUAUCAGUGACUGUGGUAACGACAGUAUAGUGAGUGUAUCAUUACAAGGGAAAGUUACAGCUACAUAUAAGCAUACAGAUCUUAGUGGACCACGUGGAAUGUUGAUGUUAGAUGACGGGGCAUUACUUGUGUGCUGUACUGGUAAUGGAACAAUUCAUAAAGUCAACGGAGACUUGAAGCAAGGGAAGAUGAUGCGUCAAGAUAAAACCCGUCUGCAUUCAAUAUGCUACAGUUCACGCUAUAAUGAGGUUUAUGUUAGUUACUAUAAUGAUAACAAGUUGAAAGUAUUUGACACACAAUGAUCAAUUGAUGAAAUUUUAAUUUGAUAACCAAAUUGACGAUUGCAUUGCAUUAAUUGUUCUUUAUUAUAGAAAAUUAUCAAAGUAUAUUUUGUAUGAUUAUUAUUAUCAUUAUUAUCAUUAUUAUUUCAAAAAUAUCUCUUUGUUUCAUAUAUCCUUUUUAUAUAUCCUUUUCGUCGAUUUGAAACUAUGCAAAUUGUCGCCGAUAAUUUUGUUUUAAUAUAAAACUUUUUAAAAAGUAAAAUGAUCUUCCUUAUUACAAAUGAAACAAAUGCAAACUCCAUUGAAUGAUUAUGUUUCAUAUUAGGAAUUGGCUAGAUAUUUAAUAAGAUAUCCUUUUAGAUAUAUAACGUUAGAAAUGUGAAGUUAUAUAAAACUUUUACACUUUAUUGAUUUAAAUUUUUAUAAGGGACGUGUGUCAUGUUAUCAAAUGAAAUGUUUAAGUAUGUCACAGGCUGAGAAAAAUGUGCAGCUUGUCUAGGAUUCAAACACGGGACUCUCGGAAUGUCAUUUUGUGACACUACCGACAGAGCUAUUAGGCCGCUUACACAUCUUCUCCCCUUAUACGUGAACAGUUCUGAACCAUGACAUACUCCCCUGCUAUACUGAAAUUCGUCCACGAAUUUCACAGAGUUACAGAGCAAUGUAAAUUAAACUUCCAGCAAUAUUCAGUCACGGUCCCCAGUCUGUUGCAAAAUGUCACAGGGUAAGAAAAAUUUGCAGCCUGACCAGGACUCGAACCCGGGACCCUCGGCAUACCGUACCGCGGCUCUACCGACUGAGCUAUCCGGUCGGUUACACAUGUAUUCCCCUACAUAGUGAAAAGUUCUAAACCAUGACAAGUGUAAUAGGGAAUAACGUAUAUCAGUGGUAGUGAAUAUUUCAUUCAUGUUUUCACUAUGAUGUGCCACACGUGUCAUAUUAUACAAACGGUCAGUGAAAAUAAAUAGAGGAUAUUGAAUGAGUGUAAGUUCAAUACUGAAUUUAUUGCACGAGUUGAAUAAAAUUAUAUUAUGUAUUCAUUAUAAGAGUCAUUUUUCAUUGACGCGCCUAUAGUAUAACGCUAACAUUUACACUAUGUUUGUAUAACGCUAAUGACGUCACGUCAAAAUAUAUGCACGGUUUUACGGAGUCGCGAAAUCGGCACGGGUGUGUGAUAAACUGUGAUCUUAUGUUUAUUUUACAAAACUCUUACAUAUGAUCGGCAAUACAUUCAUCAUUUAUAUUUCGUUUUACAUCUGUGGUGGCGGACAAAGUAACAUUCGUGUAAUAAAAAUGUAACCCUGUCUUACUUCCUAGUUUGUACAAUCAUAAAGUUUAAUAUCACAUAUAAAAACAACUUUAAAUACUGAAUACUUUAUUGUACUAUGUUUAUGUGUACUUAAUACAUUUUGAAGCUUUUUUAUAAUCACGCCUAUCAAAUUUACGAAAUUUUGACAUUAGAUGUGAAAAAUAUCCAAAAACAAACAAACUUCUCGUAUAUCGCAGAUUGUUUUGUUAUAUUUCUAUUUUAUCGACUAUUAUUUAUUCAAACUGAUAAGUUGUUCUUUAAAUGGUACUUUCAUAACGAUAGUGAUAGUUUAAGGUAAAUCUCAACUUUUUUCUUAAACGUUUAUGUCUGCAUAUAAUUAUUUCUAUACCUACCAUCGUGUUUUGUGUUAUAAUUAUUAUCUUAGUUUACGCUUCAUCAAAAGAUAAAAUAUAUUGUAUUUGUGUGUUCUGCGCAUGAUGAGCCUAUUUAGGAAACUCUGACUAUAGUGUGAUUUAUAAUUAGUAUUUAUUCUCUGAACUAAUAGACUUAUUUGAUGUAUUGCAUAUAUCUGUAAGCAUGCUGGGUCGUAUAUAUACAUUUUUUAAACAGUAUCAUUUUUUAAUAAAUCUUGAGAAACAACACCGUCAUAUGACAUUUGUACAUUACCGAUAAAGUGUGUGAUAAGACAAAAAAAUUGCGCUGAGAACAGCUGAGUAUAUAUUUUUGGGAAUGUUUUUUUUCUUUUGUGUUUUGUUAUGAUCACUUUGUUUCCAGAUUUUUAUACUUCACAUGAUAAACAAGUAUUAGAUUACAGACAUAAAUACUAUUUGUUUCCUGUUUGUAAUUGCUAUUUGAAUGUAUAGUAUGCAUUGAAAAAAUCAGAAAUAGGGAGCUUUUUGCUUAAAGGCAGUCACUAUCACUUGUCAAUUAUGUGAGAACCUGGUUAUCUUUUGUUGUCACGUUAUCAACAGACAACAUUAAAAGUUAUCCACCAACCAGCCGAUAAUGAUUUUAUCAAUGUAUGAUAAAAUUUUAGCAAGAAUGUUAUCUCUUUUGUUAUGUAUACAUUUCAAAUGUUGUUUUUUUUUAAUUUGGCUAGUAUUAUAGUGUAUCAAAUUGAAUAAGAUACAAGAAUUUUGUUGAUAUUACAUAUUGUAAGUUUUAAUUCCAAUUCAAUAGAAAACUGAUUCAAAGUUCAACGUAACAUUGUAAUUGAACAUUGAACGAAUGAAUUCGUUUGUUACAUUGAAUUGGAACUUACAUUGUAAUGGAUAUUACAAUUAUUGAUAAAUAAUAAGUAUAAAAUUAAAAAUGGUGAGUUGAUAAUAUAAGGAUGUUACACCGGCUGUCAGUACAGACCGGAAUAUCAAGCUCGUAAUUGUUUACGGUGGUAACGAGGCUCUGCCCAGUUUCCGCUAAAUAAUAUCUGAGAGCUUGAUAUUUCCGGUCUGUAACGAGAACCGGUGUUUGAUUCUUUUUCUUGCAUAUAGCAAAUGAAUUAUUGUUCGGAAAGAAAUUUCGAAAAUCAAUAUUUUCAUUGAACACUUUUGUCUUAUAGUAGCAUAAUUAUGUAUAUACAAUUUUAUUCAUAACGGUAAACUAACGUCAUUCUAAGAACCAUUUCAUUCAAAAAUGGUUCUAACGUCAUUGGAAGCACGCGACUUAUCUUACUUGGGGGGAGGGGGGGGGGGAGGAAGGAAGUUUUUCAAGCACCUGUGUAAGCAGUAGAUAAUCCAGUCUAAUAUGCAAGAAAUAAAGUCGACUACAUUACCUUCAGCCUUUUUGUCAUAUCACAUUGACUUUAGAAAUGUAAAUAAUAAAAAGGGACUUUCCCAAUAUGUUAGCAGAUUAGUUGUUUUAACAAUCAAUAGAUGGACAGAUAGAAAAAUGUAUAAACUAUAUGAUAAAUAGUUUGAUUUAUUCAUUCAUUGAGAUGUUUCACUUUUCCAUUAUCCAGACUCAAACCGAGUAUGCAGUUCUAAUUUAAAGUUGGUGUUUACAUUUCUUGCGAGGGAUCACCAUUUUUCCCAAAUUUUGUUAAGAAAUUCUGCUACUUUAUUGUAUCUCUUAUUAAAACUUCUGCCCUUGUGAUUGAA